Messenger RNA from Pipistrellus nathusii (Nathusius's pipistrelle), 231 nucleotides. The record is from the annotation of a GenBank genome assembly. Lineage: Eukaryota; Metazoa; Chordata; Mammalia; Chiroptera; Vespertilionidae.
AUGAACAGCGUCGGGGAGGGCUGCACCGACAUGAAGCGCGAGUACGAUCAGUGCUUUAAUCGCUGGUUUGCCGAGAAGUUCCUCAAGGGGGACAGCUCCGGGGACCCGUGCACCGACCUCUUCAAGCGCUACCAGCAGUGCGUCCAGAAAGCAAUAAAGGAGAAGGAGAUUCCCAUCGAAGGACUGGAGUUCAUGGGCCAUGGCAGAGACAAGCCUGAAAGCUCUUCUUGA